Cajanus cajan (pigeon pea) is the source of this 2632-nucleotide messenger RNA. RefSeq lists its product as uncharacterized. The record is from RefSeq and is a predicted model, not a curated record. Gene Ontology annotation, molecular function: protein binding. Lineage: Eukaryota; Viridiplantae; Streptophyta; Magnoliopsida; Fabales; Fabaceae.
AAAGGUAAGAACCCAUCUCAUGCUGCUUCCUCAAUUAUCCCUGCGACUUCUUAGAACUUCAAUUGUUUGAAAGUUGGUUUUCCUCUUUUGCUUCUAAAUUUCUGAGAAAUGAUUAGCGUUUGGCCCUUCAAAGUUAACCACUGGGAGGUCCCUCGCUUUGAUUUAGGCCCUUCUGGUGUCACUGAUCUGAACAGGAGAAGGAGGGUGAAACUGGGUUUUGUUUUUUCCGUUUCUCGUGGUGCAAAAGUUAGUGUUUUUCAGUGUUCAAGAGGGUAUGGAACUGUGGUAUUUUCUAGACACCCAAAAUUGGAUUUUAGAUGUGGGUUUAUUUUGGGAUGUUCUGGGCCCAAAUUUGGUAUCAUUUUGAACCCAAACAAGAGUCAUGUUGGAGACUUGGCUCCACCCUUGGGGUGGGCAUUGGAGGAGGAAGGUGUUGAGAGUGAAUUGGUUGGGGAGAAGAUGGAUUCUAAUGAUGAAUUAGUUAAGGAGAAGAUGGAUUCUAACGAAGAAUCGAUUAGCUGUGGGUUAGAGAGUGUAAAUUCUUUGAAUUUGGAUCAAGUUCAGGACAGUGAUUGUGAACAAAAAUUGCAUGCUGAUCACAGUAGCAAGGAAGGUGGCAAAGAGGAGUGUGAUGGUAAGGUUGAUGUUAGAGCUCUUGCCUUGAGAUUGCGGACAGCGAAGACAGUGGAGGAUGUGGAGGAGAUUCUUGAGGACAAGGGGGACUUGCCUCUCCAGGUGUUUUCAACGGUGAUUAGUGGUUUUGGUAAAGAGAAAAGAAUGGAUUCCGCAUUGAUUCUUUUUGACUGGAUGAAGAAGAGGAAGGUAGAAACGAAUGGAAUCUUUGGCCCUAACCUUUUCAUAUAUAAUGGUCUAUUAGGUGUAGUUAAACAAUCUGGACAAUUUGCGAAAAUGGAGGCCAUUCUCAAUGAAAUGGCUGAAGAUGGAAUCACCUAUAAUGUUGUGACAUACAACACCUUGAUGGCAAUUUAUGUUGAGAAAGGAGAGUGUGAUAAAGCUCUCAAUAUGCUUGAGGAGAUCCAGAAAAAUGGCCUUACCCCGUCUCCGGUAUCCUAUUCUCAAGCCUUGUUGGCAUAUCGGAGAAUGGAAGAUGGCUAUGGAGCUCUAAAUUUCUUUGUGGAGUUUAGAGAAAAAUAUCGUCAAGGUGAAAUAGGAAAAGAGGGUGACGGAGAAGAUUGGGAGAAAGAAUUCAUGAAGCUUGAGAAGUUCACUAUCCGUGUUUGCUAUCAAGUAAUGCGCAGUUGGCUUGUCAGUCGUGAUAACUUAAGCAACAAUGUGUUGAAGUUUCUUGUUGACAUGGAUAAUGCUGGGAUUCAGCUGACGCAGGCUGAACUUGAGCGGCUUUCGUGGGCUUGUACCCGUGAAGAUCACUACAUUGUUGUGAAAGAGCUGUACAAUAGAAUAAGAGGAAGGUAUGAUAAGAUCAGCUUGUCUGUCUGCAACCAUGCAAUUUGGUUGAUGGGGAAAGCCAAGAAGUGGUGGGCAGCGUUAGAGGUAUAUGAAGAUUUAUUGGACAAAGGACCAAAACCAAAUAACUUGUCAUAUGAACUGGUAGUUUCCCACUUCAAUUUUCUUCUCAGUGCAGCCAAGAGAAAAGGAAUUUGGAGAUGGGGUGUUAGGUUGUUAAACAAGAUGGAGGAUAAAGGCCUAAAACCGGGAAGUAAGGAAUGGAAUGCAGUUCUUGUGGCCUGUUCCAAGGCUUCAGAAACUACUGCAGCUGUGCAAAUAUUCAAGAGAAUGGUGGAAAAUGGUGAAAAACCCACUAUAGUAUCAUAUGGGGCUUUAUUGAGUGCACUUGAAAAGGGGAAUCUCUAUGAUGAAGCGCUCCGUGUGUGGGACCAUAUGGUCAAGGUUGGGGUUGAACCAAAUGCUUAUGCCUACACAAUCUUGGCUUCAAUUUAUACUGCACUGGGAAAUUUUAAUAGAGUUGAUGCCAUCAUUCAGGAGAUGGUAACACUAGGAAUUGAGGUAACGGUAGUGACAUACAAUGCAAUAAUUACCGGUUGUGCACGGAAUGGUAUGAGCAGUGCAGCAUAUGAAUGGUUUCACCGAAUGAAAGUUCAGAACAUCUCCCCCAAUAAGAUAACUUACGAAAUGCUGAUUGAGGCCCUUGCAAAUGAUGGAAAGCCAAGGCUGGCAUAUCAGUUAUAUACGAGAGCUAAGAACGAAGGCCUUACCCUCUCUACAAAAGCUUAUGAUGCAGUUGUACAAUCCUCUCAGGCCAACGGUGCAACCAUUGAAUUAGGUCUUUUAGGACCUCGCCCUGCUGAUAAAAAGAAGACAGUGCAAAUUAGAAAAACAUUGACCGAAUUCUACAACUUGGCUGGUGUUCCCAGGAGAAGUAGUAAACCGUUUGAUAGAAGUGAAAUUUAUCACUCACAGACACAAGAAAGUCCAUAAGUAGUUUAAUACAUUGAAAUUAGCAUAGUCAAAUAUUUUGUAGCCUCUGUACAUUCUGCUCUGUCAUAGCUUGAGAUUUUUUGUAUCCUUAGCCAAGAAGGUAAGAGAAUCACAGUCAUGUUUUCUUCCACUUUUCUUAGCAAAAUAGAGAUGUAACCCAUUUUGCGGAACUAUCAUUAGAAUUAUUGCUCAAAUUCUGCUCAAAUAUUUGAAA